Messenger RNA from Lodderomyces theae, 1914 nucleotides. RefSeq lists its product as uncharacterized. The coding region runs from base 1 to 1914 and encodes 637 amino acids. The record is from RefSeq and is a predicted model, not a curated record. NCBI's taxonomy places the organism in Eukaryota, Fungi, Ascomycota, Pichiomycetes, Serinales, Debaryomycetaceae. The transcript has a single exon. Gene Ontology annotation, molecular function: ribonuclease III activity. Gene Ontology annotation, biological process: RNA processing.
AUGGCCUCCGAACACAAGUCACUACUAACAGUGGUUGAAGACUUGACCCGUGUCAGGUCAGACAUUUCCCAACUACAGGCGACUUUCAACCAAAUUUUACUAAUCACUCCCACAUGGGAAAGAUACAAUGAUCUCGUAAACUUGGCCAAAUCAACUGGUCAAAAUUCAGGAGAACCACUACUCACCAUUGAAAAACUCAAGAACUUGGUUUUCACUCCGCAGACGAAAGUAGCUGUACGAUUGAAGCAAUUGUAUGAACUGAAUAAGCUACCUGUCUUGACUACAUUGGCACGGAUCAAUUUCAAAGCUAGUGCACAAGAAGAAGCGCAACAAAAGCUAGAUAUCCAGAAAUUCCUAAAUCUUAACCCAAAUCCCAAACAAAGACAAAGACUAACUGCUGCUGCUUCUGCUGCUUCUGCUGCAGCUACUGCUAAUGGGAAUGACUGGAAGGCUACCGAAUACUACUCAUACCCACCAACAUUACCGUUUAUCGACCAGCUGUUACUUCUUCGAAUAACUACUGACAAAUCUUACCGGAAACUAGUUGACUUUGUCCCCCCAUCCUCGCCGAAAUUCACAAACACACAUAAUGCCAAAUUGGUCGCCCAGGGGAAAUCAAUUUUGAAAUGCUUAUUGUUUGAAAUCUUGGAUGAAAAAUUCCCCAAUUUGUAUGAACAAGAUCUACAACUUAUACUCAAUCGCUUGACGUCACUGGAACUACUAGCUAAAUUUGCCUUUGUUUACGAUUUGGUUGAUCCAGUGAAGUACAAUUUAUCAGACUCUUCUCUGUUCCAAGAUGAACAAGGUCUUGAAAUAUGUGGUGGUAUCUUUGCCGCUUAUGUUGCUGGACUACAGGCGCCUGGGCUACAAGUUGCGCGGUAUGAGUUGGAUGAGAUCAAAAUUUGGUUAAAGAGAUUGUAUAAACCGUUGGUGGCGGAUUUAUUUGCCACUUCUAAUCCAGUUGCUAAAGUUGCCAUGGUUGAAUUCCAGUCAUUAGUAAAGCUGAUUACGUCGUUGGAUAAGGUUCCAUACAGGAAUAUCCAAUUUGAAGCUGUGGCGGUAAAUACCGAUCCAUUUGUAACGCAAAUCAUUGUCGAGGGGGAAAUUUUGGGGACUGGGACUUCGUCAAAGAGUUUUGAAGAAGCUAGAGAUCGUGCCGCGAUUGACAUUAUGGAAAACAAGGAUAUGAUUGUCCUUUUAUUCACAAUUAUCAAGAACAAUUAUCUCGAGAACAAACUGGACUUUGUUCGCGAAACGAUGUCGCCUCAGGUAAUUGAAUCUGAUAUUGAGCUGUUUCCUGCUGCUGCUGUUCAACCCAUGCUGGUGCCACGUGGUUUUGGACAAUCACUAAUGUUAAACCCCAGCACACAUUCUCCGCGUAUGAUACAACCCUUGCCGGGUCAAGUACCAAGGGACGAUCCAUAUCCUGAUGCAUCACAGCAAAUGACGAGGUAUGGACAUAGUCAGUCACCACCUCCACAGCAACAACCGCAGCAACAACCGCAGCAACAAGGUUAUAUGCACCAAUCGGGAUUACAAACACCGUACGCUGCCCAAUCUCCGCCUCCUCCCCAAGUCUAUCUGCAGUCACUUGUGCCAGCAGACAACAUAACCACACAGUUUGAUUAUGGAUUCGCAGAACCAGUGCCACAUAUCCCCUUAUCUUAUGAGGAUAUUGACAAGCAGGCGAAAGCCACCCUACAUUCGAUGCUUAAAGCUAGACAUUAUGACAAGUAUGAGCAUGUUCAACAAGCUACAAAAUAUAAUACCAUUGAAUAUUACGCCACGUGUAGUAUCGAUGGGCGCGUCAUCGGUUCUGGUGUUGAUAUAACAAAGAAGAAUGCGUUGCAAAAGGCGGCAAUGGCUGCAUUGAGGAAUACACCCGCUUUGAGGCAACUUGGUGUUAUUGAUUGA